AUGGCGUCUGCCCCAACGGAUUCUACCUCCGGUAUCGAAAUCUCAAACCAGGGUCCCAAUGCAGAUUCUCUGGUCAACGACGCGCUCACGUCAUACAAGAAAACCUUACAGAAGCAUUCCGCUAUCCUUGAGAGGGAAAGAGUUAGGGUACAGCAGGACGAACAACCCAACCAUCCCGGAGAUGAUGAGGACAAUAACAAUGGCGGAGAUGGCAACGAUGGCGACGACGACGGCUUUAAUUUUGAACUUGAGGUGGCCCAAUGUAGGCGUUCAAAUGUCCUCGGGCUCCUUAAGAUCAAAGACGAAGCAAAGGUUCCUCAGACCGUGGUAGAUUCGAUGGUUUGUAGUACCACCCAGGUGGUUCAAAAUAGUGUUGACGUUUUGUACUCCGGGGUACAAGAAUGUCUGAAGAACGCUGGUUUGCAGCUUGAAGAUAUCCCUGGAGUUUCCGAACUCUUUGGCGAAUCCAGCAGCAUCCGAAGACCAUUCGAGGAGUGCCUGAACGAAAACUCUCAGCUACAAUACUACAAAAAAAAUUUAGGAAUGGUGGAGCCUAAAAAGGUUGUCAUGGGUCGCUACCACAAGAAAAUCAGAAAGGGAAACAAACUUGUGGAUGUUGAGAAAGAGGACAAGGCAUAUUACGUCCCAAUUUUAAAGAGUAUUCAACAGCUCUUAACAAAUGAUGCUGUUGUUGAAGAGAUUGACAACCCACACAACCGUAAUGAUGGCUUACUGGGGGACUACUGUGAUGGUGAAGAAUUUAAAACACAUCCAUUAUUUAGCAGGGACAGACAUGCUCUUCAAAUAUUCCUAUUUUUUGAUGAGCUGGAAGUAUGCAACCCCUUGGAUCCCGAGCAAACACUCAUAAAAUUGGAUACUGGUUUUGAAUUUGAAGUACACGGUGAAAAGAGGAUCUUCAGGGGAACUAUUGCAUAUGCCUCAGGAGAUAACCUUGGAUCUCAACUAUUGGGGGGGUUUAAGGAAGGAUCUCAAGCCCAUCGGAAAUGCAGAGAGUGCAUGGGACUUGCAGAAAAAAUUCAAACUAAGUUUCAUGAAUCAGAAUUCACAUUACGAACAAGGGAUGGCUAUGAAGUUCACUGCAGACAUCUUACUCGUGCUGAUUAUUUCAGUACUGCAUAUGGCUUGAAUAGGAGGUCUCCUUUGAACAACUCAAGGUAUUACCAUGUAGUAGGUGGACUACCUGCCGAUGCCAUGCAUGAUGUCCUAGAAGGAGUACUGCAAUAUCAUACAAAAGAGCUACUGAAGUUCUGCAUUCUGGAGCAGAAAACAUUCACCUUGGAUGAACUUAAUAAGAGAAUAACUUCCUUUGAUUAUGGGUAUCACAAUGACUCGAACAAACCUGCGCCAAUUUUGAGGACAAAACUCACUUCAGAAGACCAUAGUCUCAAACAACAUGCAAAUGAGAUGUGGUGCUUGGGCCUGUUUUUGCCACUGUUGAUUGGCGAAUUUCUUACAAAAGAUGACGAUCACUGGAGUGCAUACUGCACACUACUUGAAAUUGUGCGCAUUGUCUUCUCGCCGUUGAUCAGCAAGCAGCAAAUACCAUACCUGCAAAUUCUGAUCCAGAACCAUCACGAAGGAUUUAAAGCUUUGUAUCCACACGCCUCUGUCAUCCCAAAAAUGCAUUAUAUGAUCCACAUGCCAAGAACAAUGUUACGGUAA
Messenger RNA from Dendronephthya gigantea, 1683 nucleotides. RefSeq lists its product as uncharacterized. The record is from RefSeq and is a predicted model, not a curated record. The transcript is spliced from 9 exons. Lineage: Eukaryota; Metazoa; Cnidaria; Anthozoa; Malacalcyonacea; Nephtheidae. The coding region runs from base 1 to 1683 and encodes 560 amino acids.